This is a messenger RNA of Mercenaria mercenaria, 1682 nucleotides long. RefSeq lists its product as uncharacterized. The transcript has 2 exons. The record is from RefSeq and is a predicted model, not a curated record. Lineage: Eukaryota; Metazoa; Mollusca; Bivalvia; Venerida; Veneridae. Bases 15 to 449 code for a protein of 144 amino acids.
UAAGGUUGCCUCACAUGAAAUAUAAUAUUACACUAUUAAAGGGUCAGAAAGACAGACCGAGGAUGUCAUCCAAAGAUGAGAAAGCAACUCUUGCCUUGAGAAGACAGAUUUGCAUGCAGGAGAAUAUACUUGAUGAAGUUAAGCAGGUCUUUGUCAAGGAAACUAAGUCAUCAGAUAAAACAGGCUAUAACAAGAAACAUCUGGAGCUGUGUACACCUUACCUUCUCAAAUGUGCAGAAAUCUGCUGGUCAAUGGUUAUUCAUGAUCCUCCAUUGUACAUCAAAUUUGAUGCGAAAGCUGGAGACAAACUAGAUCUCAACUUUUACACAGUGUAUGCAUCAACAGGAGAGAAGAUAGACUUUUUGGUUUGGCCACCACUAUUUAAUGAAGAAAAAGGCGGGUUGUUAUCCAAAGGGGUUGCAGAACCUUUAAAGAUAAUAAAGAAGUAAACAGAUGCCACGAUCUACUUACAUGGUCUCUUUAUGCAAGAGCAUGUUAAUCAAAUGUGCAUUGAAUUUUCUUUGAUUUGUAUGCCCCCUGUGUCGAAGAUCAGAGAGGUAUACAGUGUUUGAAUUGUUUGUCCGUCAGUCUGUCACAAUUUCUUGUGUACAGUUGCCACCCAAUUCAAAUGAAACUUAUCAAUGGUCAACAUGAAAUGGACAUAAACACAUGUGAACUUUCAUGUUUGUUUUUUAUUUUGACCCUGUUUUGACUUAGAAAUAUAACAGUUGCUUUAGAAAUAUAACAGUUGCUUUGGAACAUUGUGUACUUAACUACUCGUACAAAAACCACCCAAUUGAAAUGAAACUUGGUAUUCACAAUCGAUACACAUUGGACUUGUGCAUGUUUUGGGGAAUUUUAUGUCUGAUUAAUUUUUCUGGAGUAUUAAUACGGACCUUUUUAUUUUUAAAUAUUACAACUACAUCGGAACAUUGUGUACACAACUCCUUCAGUUUCCAUCCAGAUGAAAUGAAACUUAGUAUAUGUCAUCAACAUGAAGAGGACAUUUGUAUAUAUUUGGGAAUUUCAUGUCCAUUUAAUUUUUCAUGAGUUACGGCCCUUAUUGGACUUUUAUUAUUGAAAUUUAAUAACUACAUGUACAUGUACUCAACUUGAACAACUUGAAGAUGACAAUCUCAUAUUAUCCAGUCUUUCAUGUCCACUUAUUUUUGUUCUGGAGUUAGGUCGUACUAUGGACUUUGUUUAUAAUUUUUUCAAGCAUUUCAGGGCAUGUGUCAUAUAAUGUUGACAGAUUUCAUGUUGUUUUGUUAUAUGAGCAUUUAACCAAGGUUUUUAUGUAAAAAAAUAAUUAUGAAAGCUUACAGUUAGUGACAAACUAUGAUUUUUGUAGAAAAUGUAAAGAAUGGGAAAUAGAUGAAACCUCAUGCACCAGAACUGACUACAUUCUGUACUGUGAGACGAUAUGAGGAAUGUAUUUCACUUACAAGUUAAAGUUUGAACAUUUACAAUCAGCCUUGAGUUAAUUGAUAACCACUGUAAAAAUCUUGUUAUUUGGAGGAUGAUUAUGUUUACCUGAAAUAAAUUACUGUUAAGUUAAAUAUUUUGGACAAGACAUCCCAAGAUAUGGAGUAAAACCAAUCCUUAUUAUACACAACCACAGUUUGAAUUAUAUGAAUUUGUAUAUCUGAUGUUUAGAAAUAAUAAAAGAUGUAAAAAACUCA